Hydractinia symbiolongicarpus is the source of this 768-nucleotide messenger RNA. RefSeq names its product demethylmenaquinone methyltransferase-like. The record is from RefSeq and is a predicted model, not a curated record. NCBI's taxonomy places the organism in Eukaryota, Metazoa, Cnidaria, Hydrozoa, Anthoathecata, Hydractiniidae. The transcript has a single exon. Bases 1 to 768 code for a protein of 255 amino acids.
AUGGCGACACAUAACGCUACAGAUUACAAGAAUCAAAAUCACCUUGUCCAGAAAGCAACGUUCUCCAAAAUGGUAUCAGGAUUGGACAUAAAACCAGGCUUUAGAUGUCUUGACGUUGGUUGCGGACCUGGUAAUUUUACUAAACUUUUAGUUGAUCUUGUGGGAAAGAAUGGAUAUAUCCUUGGCAUUGAUCCUGAUGAAGACAGGAUUAGUCUUGCGAAAGAAACAAAUUCUCAUAUCUCAAACUUAGAUUUUUUGUGCAUAUCUGGUGGACAUUUGCCGACUGAUCUUCCAAAGUUUGAUGUUGUUUAUUCAAGUAGCGUUCUGCAUUGGAUGACAGACGAAGAAAAGUGGGAAACUUUUCAACGUAUUUUCAGGUUAAUGAAACCUGGAGGUACAUUCGCCUUUGUUACUGUUUUGGAAUUGCCCUAUGCUAUAAAGGAGGUUUUUCGUUACGUUGAAGAUAGGCGCACCGUUCCUCACUUUCUGUAUACAGAAUUCCCCAGCGUUUUAAAGUAUAAACAAAAACUAGCAGAGUAUGGAUUCGAAGUUGUAGAUAUACAAGCUUUAGAGCACGCCUCUGUUUUUCACACAACAGAACAGUUUUUAUCAUGGUUAACCGCAACGAUGCAUACUGAAAUUAACUUAGGUGAACUCUGUCAAAAACAUAAAAUUGAUUUAAAAAUUCAAACCAACAAACACGGCGAAUGCACUUUAAACGUCCCUCGCAUUUGGGCUUAUGCAAAGAAACCAAACGCAUUGUUCUGA